Amphiprion ocellaris (clown anemonefish) is the source of this 7366-nucleotide messenger RNA. RefSeq names its product protein phosphatase 6, regulatory subunit 2b (gene ppp6r2b). The record is from RefSeq and is a predicted model, not a curated record. The transcript is spliced from 26 exons. Gene Ontology annotation, molecular function: protein phosphatase binding; protein phosphatase regulator activity. NCBI's taxonomy places the organism in Eukaryota, Metazoa, Chordata, Actinopteri, Pomacentridae. Bases 522 to 3329 code for a protein of 935 amino acids. Gene Ontology annotation, cellular component: cytosol; nucleus.
GUUUAAGGUAGUCGCCAUUUUGAUUUCCAAAUCUGACAGAUAUAUUUUUGUUGUUGUUGCUGCUGCUGCUACCUGACUGCUGAAUAAUAAUUUGCAGCGUGUCAACACAGCUCCCCCUCGGCAGGGCCAGCCGCCGUUAUAACGGCAGCGUAAAUGACAUUGCAACCGGGAAAGGGUAGCGCCGUUAAGCUAACAACGCAGUCCUGAACGGGCUGCUAUGGGCCUCCGGGUGACCUGACAGCCAAAGUCACCGAGUUGCGGUUCAGCUUGCGGAUGACGACCGAUGAAAGGAUGGAUCAAAGGUUGAAGGGAGUCUCUCUGGGGUUUGUGUGUGUGGUGAUAAUGUGAACAAAGUGUGUGUGUGUGUGUGUGUGUCUUGACUGUGUGAAUUUGCUGUUGCUCGCUGAUGUGCAGGCCAUGCAGGAUCUAUAAGGCAAAUGGGUGUUUAGCACGAGCCAACUGAGGAUACUACUCCUUGUCUGAACGUCAGCAGCUAAGUGUAUGUUACGGUGACGUCCGCCAUGUUUUGGAAGUUUGAUUUACACACAUCUUCACAUCUGGAGGCUUUACUGGACAAGGAGGAUGUCACGCUCAUUGAGCUCAUGGAUGAGGAAGAUGUGCUGCAGGAGUGCAAGGCACAAAACAGGAGACUUCUCCUGUUCUUGUGCCAGGACCAGUGCAUGCAGGAUCUGGUUCGUAUGAUUACUACAGAGCCCCCUGCUGGUGUUGAGGAAACCAAGCGCUUCAAGUAUCCAAAUAUAGCAUGUGAGCUGCUGACAUGUGAUGUGGGAGUGAUCAAUGAUAAGCUGGGUAAUGAGGAGCCUCUGCUGGAAACUCUGUAUGCCUUCUUGGAGCAGCCAUCCCCGCUUAACCCCCUCCUGGCAUCUUUCUUUAGCAAGACAAUUGGGAACCUCAUCACACGGAAGACUGAGCAGGUGAUUAGUUUCCUGCGACGGAAAGAGGGAUUCCUUUCGUUGGUCCUGAAGCAUAUUGAUACGUCAGCCAUGAUGGAUGUGCUCCUACGCCUUAUCAGCUGUGUGGAGCCACCCCCUCUUCGACUUGAGACUCUUACUUGGCUGAAUGACCAAAAACUGGCCCAAAGACUCAUAGAGCUCAUUCACCCUGAGAGAGAUGAAGAGAAGCAGUCAAAUGCAUCUCAGACUUUGUGUGACAUCAUACGUUUGAGCAGAGACCAGGCCAAUCAGCUCCAAGAGAUGUCACAGCCUGACCCUUUGCUGACUGUGCUUGAAUCACAGGAGUGUGUGGAGCAAUUGCUGCAGAAUAUGUUCUCAGGAGAGAGGACUGAGAGCUGUAUCGUCAAUGGAAUUCAAGUUCUUCUUACUUUACUGGAAAUCAGGAGGCCUGUGGUGGAUGGUGUAAUGGAUGCUCAGGGAUUUGAGAGAAGUUACACUGUUAACAGCAGUAUUUUGCUGGCCAUCCAGCCACACCUGAUACACUUCCACCAGCUACUUCUGGAGCCACCCAAGCGAGAUCCAAUGCUGACUACUUUGGGUGUGCUGGAGGAACCACUGGGGAAUACGCGUCUGCAUGUGGCCAGACUAGUGGCCUCUUUGCUUUAUACCAGCUCUGCUAGCCACGCAGUCGUAGCACAGGAGCUCUGCAGACUCAAUACAAUGGACCUCCUUCUGGACUUGUUCUUCAAGUACACAUGGAACAACUUCCUGCACCUCCAAGUGGAGCUUUGUGUUGCUGCCAUCCUCCGGCCCUGUGCCCAUGAAAUGAGACUUCAGCCUGGCUUGGGCUCCCAUGAAAAAUUCAAGCCUCAGCAAGAUGCAUCGCAAGAGCAGGAUUUGACUGAGACCAUGACGUCUGAACCUUCAGCCACCUCUGAGAACUCUGCACAUAACUUAAUGGUGACUCAUUUAUUUCAGCACUGCCACCUUGUCCAGAGGAUUCUGGAGGCUUGGGAAGAGAAUGAUAAAAUGCAGUCAGAAGGUGGUAUGAGAAGAGGGUACAUGGGACACCUGACCAGGAUUGCCAACACAGUGGUCCACAACCUGGAGAAAGGCCCGGUUCACACCCAGAUUAGUAGCCUCAUCACAGAGCUGCCAGAGGACUACCGAGGACGGUGGGAAACCUUUGUGGACCAGACACUGUCAGAGACCAACAGGAAGAACACCAUAGACCUGGUUGGCACUGGAAAUCCUCGUCCUUCCUCUGAGGAUGAUAUGGAGAGCCCCUUCCCUAAAGAGCUGACAAUACAACAGGCCUUUUCAGACUAUCAGAUCCAGCAGAUGACGGCCAAUUUUGUGGAUCAGUUUGGCUUCAAUGACGAGGAGUUUACUGAUCAUGACGACAGCAUUGGGGCAACGUUUGACCGGAUUGCAGAGAUCAAUAUCAACAUUGAUGCAGGCCAGGACAGUGCCAACACAGCCGUGUUUGAGGCUUGUUCCAAGGAGAGGAUUCAGCCCUUUGAUGAUGAUGAAGAGGACAUCUGGGAGGAAAAAGAGAUCAACUAUGCAACACAAACCAAGUCCCGGAACAGGUUUGGUGGGUCACGGACCUCCCAAAGCCAAGCUGCCAAUAAGAGUUGUGAUAUGACAGCAGCUUCUGGUACUGAGGUCUCUGACAGAGCAGCAGACUCAGACUCUGAGGAAGAAGACCCUAAAGAUGACCUGGAUCCUUUCUCAAGUCAGGACCAGACUGAGGCAAUUAAGAGCACUGACUGGGUAGCAGACUUUGGAGAGGUGAACUCGAAGGCUCCUGCAGCAGGAGUUGGUUUUACAGCCUGGGACACUCCAGUCUCUCAACCAGCUGCAACAGAGGCCGAAGAGAAGGGAUGGGCCAAGUUCACUGACUUCCAGCCUUUCUGUUGCUCUGAAACAGGCCCCAGAUGCAGCUCUCCUGUGGACUCGGACCUCAGUGGAUCAGACACCAAACCAAACCAGAACCCGUGUGUGUGGAGUGUGUGCGUGGCAAGAAAAGCCCCACUGGUGGCAUCAGACAGCUCUUCCUCCAGCAGCUCAGACAGCGAGGAGGAAGAAGGCAAGACGGACUCCACAUCCGGCGAGACGGUCACCACAGAGACCAUCACCACAGGUGCUGGCAAGGAGACCAUCCGGCUCACAGUGGACGCCAAAAAUGAGAGGGCGGUCUUCACCAGAGUAUUCAGACCUGCAGUCAGACGCGAAGCGGAUAAGGUGCCAGUAGAAGGACUGUCCGUCAAAGACAAAGGGAAAAGCAGCGAUAAAGAAAGUGAAAAAGGAAAGAAACAUGGAAACUGUUCCAACCCAAUUACCACCAGUCCAACUAACCAGUCGGCUGCUGCUACACAAGAGACGCAGUCGUCAGCUAACGGGCCGGCCUAACGGUGCGGUACAGGCACACACUUCACACCUGUUCAUACAACACACAGCCAUGCCACCUUUGCUUCCUGUUAGCAGCCCUCCAAUGCCAAUUUUGUUGUGUCUGAAGACAUGUAAGUGAGUGGAAGAUCCUCAGCACUGAGAUCAAACAAUAUUUAUGUUGGACAUCAGAAAUCUACACAAGGCUACGACUGAUGUCUCUACUGCGCCUUCAUGACAUAGUAACAACCGAACCGUUUCAAAGAGAAAUGUACGUUUUCUACAACAUUUGAUUGUGUCAGAAACCCAAAGCCCAGCUGUGUAACAUACGGAUUUUUCCCAUAGAACUUGGGAGAUGUAAAGACCCUUAAAACAAGCAGAGGUGAUGCAUUAUGUUUGAGUGCCCGUUGCACUUUAAUCUUAAGAAAACACUGAAAUCUAAAAUUAGAUGUUUUUAUUCAAUUCAGCGUCAUAAUUUAAGAUUGUUUGAGCCUGUCUGCGCUCUGGGCGUUAAAUCACAGCCCAGGGAAUUUUUCUAGCGGAGCAUUUGACUGUUUACACUUUAGUAAUGAAAACUGUAUUCACAUAAUUAGCCAAAAUCACAAAAGCCAAGACGCUUGCGAAGCUAGCUAGCUGCCAUUUUGUCUUUAGCAUUUCAAUGUACGUGCCAGGCAGACAUUUUACUAGCGCAAACAUGUGAGUGACAAUAAUUUGGCUUUUUAAAAUUUUUCUCCCUCCUUACAUCCUAUAUAAAUAAUUUCUCAAUCAAGUAUAAAUUUAUUUCCUUUGAUCACUUGAGUCGUAAAAGCCCUCUUUUUAAUUUGGAGCAUUAGAUUUGGGAGGAUCAUGUGCCACUUCCUCCUCAGACAGACUCAUGUAGUGUAGAGGUGUGUGUGCUGUUGUAUCCAUGUGUGUAGACGUGUGUACAUCCAUGUGUGUGUGUGUGUGUGUGUGUGUGUGUGUGUGUGUUUGAGCUCUGUCUGAGGUACAGAGUGUAUUCUCAGGUCAUAGGAGAAGUAUGCAGAGGCAAAGAAAGCACACCUGUGUAACGCACACGCACACACACACACACACACACACACACACACACACACACACACACACAGUGCCAUACACACAUGUAUACACAAAGCAUAUCUACAAACACAUGCAAAAAAAAUGACAGUGAUGUGCACAUACCAGUUCAUACCACCUUCAGAGCUGUUUAAAUGUAAUAUUGUGAAAUUUGAACCUGUAUUAGGUUGUGGCUAUUCUUGGUAAUAUGUAAACGUAAUCUAAAUGUAAACAGUAUAUAUAUAAACAUUAUAUCUAUUUUUGGAAUAAAUCCAACGUACGGAAAGGCGGUUGUUUUGCAGGUUACAACAUGUGUAUUGUAUGUGUGUUGUACUGUUGAAAUGAGGCAAUAAUGAUGUCUUUGUUUCGGUUAAAAGGCCAGCAUCAGUUCCUGUUCCCUUGCUACAUGCUUCCUACACAGAGGUUUAGGAGUGUGCACGUUGUGACUGUUGAGUCGGUUGUCUGCGGUAUGUCUUCCGUAAUGUUUACUUAAAGGCUAAUCAUUGUUUAUUACAACUUGGGUGUCAUUUCCAUUCAUCGCUUUGAGAAGAAUAAUAGUUUAUCAAGUGAAAUUAGGGUAAGAAAUGAAGGUAAUCAUUAAAAUAACACUCAUCACAGUUAGAGAUGAUACACUGGUUUGACUUUGACCUUUUAUGAUAUCAUUUGUGCACGCAUACUGUUGUAAUGCAUGCAAUGAGGAAAUAUCAAUCUGUCAAAUAUACUACCGUUCAAAAGUCUGGAGUCACUUGGAAAUGUCCUUACUUUUGAAAGAAAAGCAGUUUUUUUUUACAAUGAAGAUAACAUUAAAUUAAUCAGAAAUACAGUCUUGUUAAUGUGAUAAAUGACUAUUCUAGCUGGAAACAGCAGAUUUUUAAUGGAACAUCUACAUAGGGGUACAGAGGAACAUUUCCAGCAACCAUCACUCCUGUGUUCUAAUGCUACAUUGUGUUAGCUAAUGGUGUUGAAAGGCUAAUUGAUGAUUAGAAAACCCUUGUGCAAUUAUGUUAGCAAAUGAAUAAAAGUGUGAGUUUUCAUGGAAAACAUGAAAUUGCCUGGGUGACCCCAAACUUUUCAGUAGUCAAUCAACAGACACAUAUUAGGUAACAAUUUAUAAUAAUCAAUUAAAGUCAAGCUAAAACUACCAUACAUGUCAGUUUUAGUUUGUCUCGUGAUAAUUUCCAGCUUUAAGUCCUUGAGUUUUGGACUGUUGCUGUUUUAAAGCAUCAUCUCGGGUUUUAAUAAAUUGUGAAGGGCUUUUUUAUUUUUUUAUUUUUGUUUGGUCUCCGGGCCGUUUAUUAAUCAAAUCAUGAAUCUGUUAAUCUAACAAGAAGUUCCCAGUGGAAUUUUCUCGUAAGCAAACAAAAAUUACGUUUACAUGCAGUGUUACUCAACCAAACGCAGUGUUUGUGUUUGUAUCCUGCAGCUCUGACACAUGCGCCGAAUUCUUUCUCUCCUCAUAAAGCUUUGUUGAGUUGCCGAAUGCGUGCGACUGUUGGUACGAUUAUGUAUCGCAUCACUGGCAUUCUUGCACAUGUGCUCCAAUGCUGGUGCAUGAUUAAAGGAAAACAAAACUGGUCCAUAGUGCUACUAGAGGUCAAAAACUGCACACUUGAAUCAAUAUUGAAACUACUUUUGAUCGUGAAACCACUAUCAACACAUCACUAAAUUCAUGGUCCAGCCGCUCAUUUGUCUUGUCUCAUCAAACCUCAUGUUAUAAACAAUUAACAUGUUCAAUACAUUCUAAUCAUUUCCAGUAGAAAUGACCCAAGUUGUAAUGAACCAGAAUUUUCCUUUAAGUCUGCGUGUGCCGGACAGUCAUGCUUUACUUUAUCUUUCUCCUCGUCUCUCUCUUUCUCAGGGCAGGAGUUGACUUUAAUUGCAUACGGUAUAUGCCUAUGGAAUGAUUUACAUAGAUUGUUGUAUUUAUUUUAAAACGCACUUUUUCAAGAAGCACUUUUGAUUUGUAUUCGGUGGCGCCAAGUGCCGCCACAUUAUUCCCUUCUCAAAGAGGCGGGAAUGUUAGACUUGAAUGGGUGAGUCAUGUAGAUACUUAGAAUACUUCUUCUUCUUCAAUGCUUUCUGCCAAAGUGUGUCUUCCCACCAGUGUACAACUGGGUUCCAUAUCUGUGAAGUAGCCUCCUUUCUUGCAGCGGUCUUACAGGUCUACAUUUAUCUCAAGCGGUCUUUGUUUGAUCUCUACCAUCUUUUUUUUUUUGUUGUUUCUUUUAAAGUUAUGUGAAAGAGCUAUCAGCAGCAGGAGAGGAUAACACAAGUCAGAGAAAGACUUUGAAGAUUCAUCUUAGAUCACAGGCUCUCUCUUUUUAUUAUUUUUUGCUUUUAUCUGUUCAGGGCUUUGAGCUGUUUGAAGUGGAACUGCACAGAGAGUUAGCAUCGCUUCAUGUCAGGGUUAGAAGAGGAAAAAAUAGGGCUGUUUUCUGUCAGGGUUGUGUACAGGGUCAGAAUAUUUUGUCCCCGCCGUCACCAAACCUAAGCACUGCAUCUGACCCUUACCAUUGUGUAUGUGUGCGUGUGUGUGUGUUUCCUUCACUUUGGGAGUGUGUCGUGUGCUGUAUAGCUACGGGUAUGUUGUGAUGUUACGCAUAAUGGCAUGAAGUACAAUACAGCGAUUUUUAAGUGCCAUUAAGUUUGCACAUUAGCCUCAUUCACCUCAUUGGGUAUGUGCUGUAUUGUGCCCGAAACUUUAAUGGAGAAACAAUGGGUGUUAAGUUGUUUCUUAACCCAUUGCUUGUUACUUACACUGAGGCCAUUUCAAAGUUGAAAGUUUCCCCCACAUAGCAGCUUAUCAUAUUUGGGUACGUGUGUGCGGGAGUGCUGGGAAAGACAGCCGUUGUUGUUAAAUGCCUUUUUUCUUUCGUGAAGCAGACUGAUGCUGGUGGGUUUUUUUUGUUUGUUUGUUUUUUUCAUUUAGAGAGUAAUGUGUCUGUUACCUGUUGUCAAUUUAGCUUGUACAUUCAGAUAUGAACCUAAUAAAUAUGUCAAAGAACAAG